Messenger RNA from Venustampulla echinocandica, 462 nucleotides. Its product is annotated as putative ubiquitin-conjugating enzyme E2 W. The record is from RefSeq and is a predicted model, not a curated record. NCBI's taxonomy places the organism in Eukaryota, Fungi, Ascomycota, Leotiomycetes, Helotiales, Pleuroascaceae. Gene Ontology annotation, biological process: proteasome-mediated ubiquitin-dependent protein catabolic process; protein polyubiquitination. Gene Ontology annotation, cellular component: nucleus. Bases 1 to 462 code for a protein of 153 amino acids. The transcript is spliced from 3 exons. Gene Ontology annotation, molecular function: ubiquitin conjugating enzyme activity.
AUGUCUUUCGCAACGAAGCGCCUGGGGAAGGAGUUGGCAAAGGUCCACGGAAAUCUACCACCAGGAAUCGCACUCGUCACCGCCGAAGGCUUUCAAGAAUGGCUCCUCGACAUCCAAGUCCUAGACGCAAACCCAAUAUACAUGGGCCAAACUUACCGCUUAAAAUUUAAAUUCAGCUCUUCAUAUCCCAUCGAACCCCCAGAAGUAACAUUCGUCGCCGGCCCCGAUCGCCCCAUCCCAAUGCACCCGCACAUCUACUCCAACGGCAUAAUCUGUCUCGAUCUCCUCGGCACGCAGGGCUGGAGCCCCGUCCAGAACGUCGAGAGUAUAUGCAUGAGUCUCCAGAGCAUGUUAACGGGGAACACGAAAAACGAACGGCCUGAGGGGGAUGAGCAGUUUGUGGCGAGUAAUAGACGACGACCGAGAGAUAUUGAUUUUUAUUAUCAUGACAAUACGGUUUAG